This is a messenger RNA of Aspergillus terreus NIH2624, 1617 nucleotides long. RefSeq lists its product as uncharacterized. Gene Ontology annotation, cellular component: mitochondrion. The record is from RefSeq and is a predicted model, not a curated record. Lineage: Eukaryota; Fungi; Ascomycota; Eurotiomycetes; Eurotiales; Aspergillaceae. Gene Ontology annotation, biological process: L-valine catabolic process; thymine catabolic process. Bases 1 to 1617 code for a protein of 538 amino acids. Gene Ontology annotation, molecular function: malonate-semialdehyde dehydrogenase (acetylating, [NAD(P)+]) activity; methylmalonate-semialdehyde dehydrogenase (acylating, NAD+) activity. The transcript is spliced from 7 exons.
AUGCCGCCCGUAGGUAGGGCACCCGUGCCAUCGCGCCGAGCCAGAUUCACGCCCUACUCGAGCUUAUCGCCCAAGGGCAGUGAGGCACUGGUGUCAGAUGAACGCACGCGCCGUUGGUCCGAGGAUAUCCAGAACGGACGAUCAGUUCGCGCAAGCAUAUCCCGAGAGAGGGAGGAAAGUGUCGAGACGGUCACCGACGAAGAUUCAGGAGAACCUGAUGCCCGUCCCACGGUCACCCAUCUGUUCAUAAACAACACCCAUGUGAUGUCAAAGGCGAAGGACUGGACUAGUGUGCUGGAUCCGGUCUCGCAAGGUCUCCUUUGUCGUGUACCGAGUAGUACCCUUUCUGAGAUACAGAGCGCCGUCGCAGCGGCGCAGGAUGCCCAUCCCGAAUGGGCGUCGCUGGGCUUCCAGAAGCGGAGAGAAUACCUGCUCCGACUGAUUGAUAUCUUGCGAGAGAUGUCCCCAGCGAUUGUUACGUGUCUUUCACGAGAAGUCGGAAAGACCUUAGCGGAUGCAGACGCGGAGGUUUUUCGUGGCCUGGAUUGCAUCCAUGCCGCCUGUUCCAUUGGACCCGAGAUGGCAGGAAUGUAUCUGGGAGGGGACGCGACCUUAUUGCAGACCUUAUAUGAGCCACUGGGUGUUUGUGUCACAAUCUCUCCAUUUUCUUUUCCAUUCAUGAUCCCGUUAUGGUCGAUACCAUACGCUCUCAUCACUGGAAACACAGUAGUCCUGAAGCCAUCAGAAAAGACCCCAACGACCUCCUCUCUGUUAGCAAAGGCCUUUAUCAAGACGGGAUUUCCACCAGGGGUUUUUAACAUCCUACAUGGCGGCCCUUCCGUGGUGCACUCGCUCAUAACACAACCCGAUGUCCAAGCAGUCAGCUUCGUCGGGUCCGAGGCUGCUGCGAAAGAAGUUCACGAUGUUGCCCGUAGGGCAGGAAAGCGUAUCCAAGCGGAAUGCGGGGGCAAGAACCACGGCGUCAUCCUGGAAGAUUCGAACAUGAUGUCCACCCUGUUUGCAAUUGCGGGAAGCGCAUUCGGUGCCGCUGGCCAGCGAUGCAUGGCACUCAGUGUUGCUGUCUUCGUGGGUAGCACACGCGAAUGGAUACCUAAGCUGGUUGAACUUGCGCAGUCCAUGGUUGUCGGUUGUGGAGGUGAUCAGGAGUCGAAGGUCGGGCCCUUGAUAGAUGCAUCAGCGAAGAACAAAGUCUGCGGUGCCAUCCAGCGAGCCAUAGAAGAAAGGGCCACGGUGCUUCUUGACGGGCGGGAUGUCAAAGUGCCUGACUAUCCUGAUGGGAAUUUUGUUGGACCUACCAUCCUUACUGGUGUGGAAACGUACAUGGAAUGCUAUCAAACCGAGAUCUUCGGACCGGUUCUGAUCUGCAUGGAAGUGGAAACAUUAGAUGAAGCUAUAGACCUGAUCAACCAAAACAAAUAUGGCAAUGCGUGUUCAAUCUUUACCACGAGUGGAAAACAUGCCAACACUUUCCAGCGCCGUGUCAACGUUGGUCAAAUCGGCGUCAACAUUCCAUUAAUAGACCGCCACGCUCCUGGGAAAACCUACUGGCCCUUCUUCACAACCACAAAAACCGUCUCGUCUCGUUGGGAUCAAUGA